Aegilops tauschii subsp. strangulata is the source of this 582-nucleotide messenger RNA. The record is from RefSeq and is a predicted model, not a curated record. Lineage: Eukaryota; Viridiplantae; Streptophyta; Magnoliopsida; Poales; Poaceae.
AUGGCCGGAGUGGAGUCCCCGGGGCGCUGGACGCCGGAGCGAGCGGGGAGCGGCGAGCUGGGCGGCGGCGUCGCGGGAGCGGAUGGCCGGCGCGGCCGUGGCAUGGCGGGGCAAGCUGUAGCAGGGAGCUACGCGGGGCAGGGCACGCGAGCGGGCCCCGGGUGCAGGCGCGUGCGGCAGGGCAGGACGGAGCGUGGCGGGGGGCGCGCGCGGUCGAGCGGGCGCGACCGGGGCCGCGGUGGCCGCGAGCACGGCGCGGGCGGCACGCCGGCAUGGAGCUACGGGAGAGAGGGCGCGGGUGGCGAGGCUGCGUGGGGCGGAGCGGAGCACGGUCGCGCGGCAGGGAGAGAGGAGGUCGGGGCCUCACCGCAGGUUGUAGGGAACGGGGCAGUGUUUGCUGGGGAGGAUGACGGCGACGACGAGCGUGGCGGAGACGGGAUGCAGGUCGGCGAGGGAGCGCUCUGGCGAGGACGGCGUCGUGGUGGUGGCGACGUAGCUCGAGGGGGGCCAGCGGGGAAGAAGCGAUGGGGCGGCGCCGGCGAGGUCCAGCGAGCGCCUGGCGUCGCCGGGGCGGCGGGGUAG